AUGGGAGAUGAAAUCUCGGCUACCACCAAUUACAAUCGCAAAAUGAGUGCAACAGAAAUGUCCUUAGCAGCUACUACAAAUUCUGCUGUUCCAUUUGCAACUGCGUUUAUUGCUAGGAACAACACCAAUGACACUACAGCAGCAGUAGAAGAUACAGCAACAACUAGUGUAUCACGCGCAGCAAUAACCAGCAGUGAUGAAGAGAAAAAUGUUGAAAUAUUUUCAUUAGUAUGGUUAGAUAAAGAUGUUUCAAAUACAACGGAAGAGAAUUUAGAAACACAAAAAAAAUUAAUGCAAAUAAUUAAUUUUUUUAAAAAAUUUAAUGAUAUUAGCUCAUCUGAACAGUAUAACGGAAGACGAAGACAAUUGGAAGAGGACGAGAAAAUUAUUUUCAUUGUCUCUGGCGGUAGUUAUGCUAAAGAAAUUGUACCACGUAUUUAUGAUCUACCACAAAUCAUUGCAAUUUAUACUUACUGUCGAGACAAAGUGGUAAAUGAAGAAGAAGAAGAAUAG
Didymodactylos carnosus is the source of this 513-nucleotide messenger RNA. NCBI's taxonomy places the organism in Eukaryota, Metazoa, Rotifera, Eurotatoria, Philodinida, Philodinidae. The record is from the annotation of a GenBank genome assembly.